AUGGCCACCGAGGAAGAUCUCAUCGACUACUCCGACGAGGAGCUCCAGACCACAGAGCCCGCCGCCGUCGCUCCCGCCGCGACCGAAGCCGGCAAUGGCGCCGCUGCCACCAAGAAAGGCGACCUGACAGUCUCUGGUGGUCGUCCUGAUAAGAAGGGUAGUUACGUUGGUAUCCACUCGACUGGUUUCCGCGAUUUCCUGCUCAAGACCGAGCUGCUUCGUGCCAUUACCGAUUGCGGUUUCGAACAUCCAUCGGAGGUCCAGCAAGUUUGCAUUCCCCAAGGAAUGCUUCACAGUGAUCUUCUCUGCCAGGCCAAGUCCGGUUUGGGUAAGACAGCAGUUUUCGUCCUCACAACUCUUCACGGCCUCGACCCCGUCGAGGGAGAAGUCCAGGUUUUGGUUAUGUGCCACACCCGUGAGUUGGCGUAUCAGAUCAAGAACGAAUAUGCUCGAUUCAGCAAGUACCUUCCUCAAGUCAAGACUGCCGUUUUCUACGGAGGUACCCCCAUGCAAAAGGAUAUUGAGCUCCUCAGCAACAAGGAGACCCGACCCAACAUCGUUGUCGGUACUCCUGGUCGUUUGAACGCCCUUGUCCGUGAUAAGAAAUUGUCUCUUCGCAACGUCAAAGCUUUCGUUCUUGACGAAUGUGAUAAGAUGCUUGACCAGAUUGACAUGCGUCGUGAUGUUCAGGAAAUCUUCCGCAACACUCCCGCAGAGAAGCAGGUUAUGAUGUUCAGUGCCACUCUUUCGCAGGAGGUCCGACCUAUCUGCAAGAAGUUCAUGCGUAACCCUCUUGAAGUCUACGUGGACGACGACACUAAGCUCACUCUUCACGGUCUUCAGCAAUACUACAUCAAGUUGAGCGAACAAGAAAAGAAUCGUAAACUCAGUGAGCUCCUUGACAACUUGGAGUUCAACCAGGUUAUCAUCUUCGUCAAGAGCACUCUCCGUGCCAACGAGUUGGACAAGCUUUUGCGGGAGUGCAAUUUCCCUAGUAUCGCUGUCCACUCCGGUGUCAGCCAAGAGGAGCGUAUCAAACGUUACAAAGAAUUCAAGGAGUUCAACAAGCGUAUCUGUGUCGCCACCGAUGUCUUCGGUCGUGGUAUCGAUAUUGAGCGUAUCAACCUCGCCAUCAACUACGAUCUUCCUGGAGACGCCGAUUCAUACUUGCACCGUGUCGGUCGUGCGGGUCGUUUCGGUACCAAGGGUUUGUCCAUCUCGUUUGUCAGCAGCGAGGAGGACGAGAAAGUUCUCAAGGAAAUUGAGAAAAGAUUCGAAGUUGCCCUUCCUGAAUAUCCCGAAGGCGGUGUCGAUGCCAGCACCUACAUGGCCUAA
Molecule: messenger RNA, 1335 nt
Organism: Talaromyces marneffei
Lineage: Eukaryota; Fungi; Ascomycota; Eurotiomycetes; Eurotiales; Trichocomaceae
Exons: 5
Coding region: 1-1335 (444 amino acids)
Biological process (GO): mRNA export from nucleus; mRNA splicing, via spliceosome
Molecular function (GO): RNA binding; RNA helicase activity; ATP binding
Source: RefSeq, a predicted model, not a curated record